Rhineura floridana is the source of this 5390-nucleotide messenger RNA. RefSeq names its product kelch like family member 31 (gene KLHL31). Gene Ontology annotation, biological process: negative regulation of protein phosphorylation. The record is from RefSeq and is a predicted model, not a curated record. NCBI's taxonomy places the organism in Eukaryota, Metazoa, Chordata, Lepidosauria, Squamata, Rhineuridae. Gene Ontology annotation, molecular function: protein binding. The transcript has 3 exons. Bases 209 to 2113 code for a protein of 634 amino acids. Gene Ontology annotation, cellular component: cytoplasm; nucleus.
CAGUCUCUCUCAUCCACAGUAGCAGCAGGGUCACACUAGAAACUUCAGUUGCUAGGACUUCUCAUGUGAAGUCUGAACUUCCAUUUUCCCUCCCCCUGUCUUUUCUCUUUCUUUUCAAGAAAUAUUCUCGUAGACAUUGUGUUGGUCAGCUCUGGGAAGGCUCUUUCCUGAGAAGGCUAGCUCUUGGCUGUGAUACUAUAUUGCAGUCAUGGCGCCUAAGAAGAAGAAUGUCAAAAAGACCAAGGCAGAUAUCAACGAGUUGACCAUCAUUGUGGACGAUGGGCCACUGAGCAAGCUAAAUGGUUUGAAUGGCCUUUUGGAAGGAGGGAAUGGCUUCAGCUGUGUUUCAUCUGAGGUUUCUGAUGCUUUCUAUAGUCCCAAUCUUUUAGAAGGACUGUGCAGAAUGAGGCUGGAAAACUUUCUCUGUGAUCUAGUCAUUGGUACCAAAACUAAGUCCUUUGACGUCCACAAAGUGGUGAUGGCUUCAUGUAGUGAUUACUUUCACAACAUCUUAAAGAAAGAUCCAUCUACUCAAAGAGUGGACCUCAAUGACAUAUCUCCACUGGGCCUAGCUACUGUUAUUGCAUAUGCCUACACUGGGAAGCUCACUCUCUCACUGUACACUAUAGGUAGCAUCAUCUCCACAGCCAUUUAUCUUCAGAUCCAUACCCUUGUGAAGAUGUGCAGUGAUUUUUUGAUGCAAGAAAUCAGUGUGGAGAAUUGUAUGUAUGUUGCCAACAUUGCAGAGACAUAUGGACUAAAGACUACCAAGGAAGCAGCACAGAAAUUCAUUAGAGACAACUUCAUUGAGUUUUCUGAAUCGGAUCAGUUCUUAAAGCUUACUUUUGAUCAGAUCAAUGAACUUCUUGCAGAUGAUGACUUGCAGUUGCCUUCUGAACUUGUUGCAUUCCAGAUUGCAAUCAGAUGGCUGGAAUUUGACCAAAAAAGAGCAAAAUAUGCUUCUGAUUUGUUGAGCAACAUUCGGUUUGGUACCAUCUCUGCUCAAGACCUGGUGAACUAUGUUCAGACUGUACCAAGAAUGAUGCAAGAUACAGAUUGCCAUAGACUUCUAGUGGAUGCCAUGAAUUACCACUUACUUCCCUAUCACCAGAAUACAUUGCAGUCUAGAAGAACAAGGAUUCGUGGAGGUUUACGAGUCCUGGUUACAGUUGGGGGACGUCCAGCUUUAACAGAGAAAUCUCUGAGCAGAGAAAUUUUAUACAGAAAUCCUGACAAUGGAUGGAAGAGGCUUACUGAGAUGCCAGCUAAAAGCUUCAACCAGUGUGUCACUGUGAUGGAUGGAUUCCUCUACGUGGCAGGUGGAGAAGACCAGAAUGAUGCCAGAAAUCAGGCUAAGCAUGCAGUCAGCAAUUUCUGCAGGUAUGAUCCUCGCUUCAACACAUGGGUUCACCUGGCCAAUAUGAAUCAAAAGCGCACCCAUUUCAGUCUGAAUGUGUUCAAUGGCCUCCUUUUCGCUAUUGGUGGCCGUAACUCUGAAGGGUGUCUCUCUUCAGUUGAAUGUUAUGUUCCUGCAAUUAAUCAAUGGCAAACAAAGGCCUCACUGGAGGUGGCUAGGUGCUGUCAUGCUAGUGCAGUAAUAGAUGGUAGGAUCUUAGUCACCGGAGGUUACAUCAAUAACGCUUACUCCCGCUCUGUUUGCAUGUACGACCCUGCUAGUGACAGCUGGCAAGACAAGUCCAGCCUGAGCACCCCGAGAGGAUGGCACUGUGCCAUUUCCCUUGGGGAAAAGGUCUAUGUCAUGGGUGGGUCCCAACUGGGAGGCCGAGGUGAAAGAAUCGAUGUGCUCCCCGUUGAGUGUUACAGUCCUUACCCUGGCCAGUGGAAUUAUGCUGCUCCUCUUCCAACUGGUGUGAGCACUGCUGGUGCUUCCACCCUUAAUGGGAAAAUUUACUUAGUAGGAGGCUGGAACGAGAUAGAAAAGAAAUACAAGAAAUGCAUUCAGUGCUACAACCCUGAUCUUAAUGAAUGGACCGACGAAGAUGAGUUACCUGAAGCCACUGUAGGAGUGUCGUGCUGCACCAUUGCCAUGCCCAACACUAAGACCGGGGAAUCCAGGGCUAGCUCAGUAUCUUCAGUGCCAGUCAGUAUUUAAGUAUUUCAAAAUGUAGGUUUAGAAGAGCUAGAUUCAACUUUUUUUGUAAUGUUUACACAGCUGUGUUGUCAUCCCUUUAAAGAGCCUUACAUGCCUAUAGGAAGGGAUUGGGGGGAAGUGGAAACAUUUGCAUGCCAAGUCAUUUCAGUUUUGCAAAAUUGGCCAAUUUUCAUGCCAUGGAACAUGCAUGGUAUGACCUAAGGAAUUUAAAAUAUAAUGAAUUUGAAAAGUAAUGAAUUUGCUAAGUCAACACAAAGCCAGAGGCCUCUGACUAGUCCUCAGGCCCUUAAACCUUAUUUAGAAAGACACCUAGCUUCUUCCAAGAUCUAUUCUCCAGGUUACACAGCUUAUUUGGACGAAGUUCUUGAGAUCUUGACAGGCAAAUAUAAGAGGGCAGGCAAAUAUAUCAGACAUAUAUUUGAUAAAUAUAGUGCUAGCAUGCCACAUAAAUCUAAAAUACAAUUAUUCUAAAACUAUUUAAAAAAAUUAAAGCAUUUGUAACCCGCUUAAUAAUUAAACAUCUCUAAGGGAUAAUUUUUGCAAUGCUCAGGGCUGUGGCAAACAUUUCAUAAAUCAGAGUGCCCAAAACAGACUGCAUACUUGCAUUUUCACUAAAUUUCCUUCCUUCAACUAUUUUUCAUGCAUGUGUGAGACAGCACAACUAUGGAAGUUCAUAGUUCCAACUCUGGCCUUUCCAGACAUUGGCCAGUUUUCUCCAAUUUGGAGUGAUAUAAAAGGUAACAUCAUUCUCACAUUAAAAAUGCUGUUAUUGGUUAUUAAAGACAGUCAUUAUUUGGGGUUGCAAGUGACUUUUCUAUAAUAAGCUUUUGUGAACAUGUCUCACGUUAAAUAUUUAAGGGAGCUUUAAAAAUGUAUUUCCCAACACUCAAAAAAUACCCUCUGUUAUAAAGCAAGCAUUUUUCUCUGCAUGCACAAACCCACACACCGAGUGUACUGCCUCUGUCAUACCCUCUGGAGAUCCAUAUAAACUCUCCAGAUAUUUGUUAAGCUCUCCUUGAGCUCUCCUUUUCCAAAGUUAUGUCUUACUGGCGUAGACUUAUCAGUUGGCACAGUUGACUCUGUGUGCACAGUCCACUGUUGCACAGGUAUAUUUCUCUUGGCUGCUUCAUUAUAGAUGAAGAGUUUAAAUUAAGUACAGACAGUGCACAUCCUUAAUCGAUAACUCAUGAAGCAGCGUUCAGCAGAAUAAUACUCCUGAACUUUUACUGCUUCCAGAAUAGAGUCAUACAUCAAAGCAGCCAGCGGCGUCACUAGCAGGAGUGCGGGGGGGGGGGUGCGGACCUCCGGCACGUGCCCUCCCAGGUGCAUGGAUGGGGGUGGCUGGUCUUGCGUGCGCGUGUGCACACACACACACACACUCACCACGCGCUCCAGGCUGGUGGUGGAAGGCCCAUCCCGGCUUCACCGCCAGCGAGCGGGCGCCUGCUGUUGGUCUCGCCUGCCCGCCUCCGAGAAGGAGUUGGCUGUGCCGACCUGGAGCACUUCUCGGCUCCUUUGCCGGCCAACGGUGUGGGGCGGGGCGGCUCUGGGUGUCACCCCCUCAGGGUGUCACCUGGGUGCGGUCCACACCCUCUGCACCCCGGUAGUGACGCCCCUGAAAGCAGCAGUUGCAAUAUGCAUGUACCUGUGAAAAAUCAAAGGAACUGCAGCUAAUCUUUUUGUAACUAUAUUUUGGACCAUAUUUGGUUUAGUUUUAAGCUGAACCCCUUUUCUUGUUGGUUUUGAACUAUGGGCUCCUUCUGGGAGGGAGGGCAGGAUAUAAAUCAAAUAAAUAAUAAGUAAAUAAAUUUCACUUGGACCCAGCCUUUCAGGGUUUGGAGUAGAUACAGAAAGUGGUUCACAUUUUCAAAUGCAGCAUACCAAAGAGUAGUAGUAUACAUUUAUUUAAUACAGCCUUACCCAACCUUUGGGUCCCCAAAUGUUAUUGGAGUACAACUCCCAUCAGCUCCAGCCAGCAUGGCCAGUGGUCAGGAAUGGUGGGAAUUGUAGUCCAACAACUUAUGGGGACCCAAAGGUUGGAACAGACUAUUUUAAUACAGAAGAAAGCAAGGAUUGAUCCAGGAGUACAAAGCUUAGCUUUCCAUAGGCCUGAUGCAUUAAGCGAAUCGCCCUGUAAUUGGUUCCACACCAGUCUAUGCAGCUGACAGGGAUCCACAGAAGAGUGUGCAGCGUGCAUUCAGUGGUGCUAUUUUCAAGCAGAAGAACAGGGUCCCACUCAGCAGGAUGAGCAAGAGGGCCCCCAAAUGCAGCAGGGCUGGUCCACCACAUUUUGAAACAAUUUACAUUGCCAUCUAAAGAGGGGAACCCUAUUAAUUAAUACCAGAGUCUAGUGUUAGCUUACUGCACCACUGUUGCAUUGUUAGACUCCUUUAGUGAACAGACACCAUCCCUGAGAGGAUUAUAACUGACUUUCAAUCAUGUGUGCAUGCAUUCUCUUACACUGUGAAGCUCCUUUUCCCAAAUUGGGGUUCUCAAGGUGUUUUGGACUACAACUCCCGUCAACCACAGCCAGCUGUGUUGUAGACAAACAUAUCUAAAGGAAACCAAGCUUAGGAAGGCCUCUGUAUAGUAUGGAGGAGAGGGGGAGUUGCCAAAUAAAACUGUUUGUUGCCGAACAAAACUUCACUGUAAAGGAAACCACAUCCCAUUGAGUUAAUGGCAAAGCUCCCAUUGAUGAAAGGGCUCUGGAUUGUGCUCCAAGAGGUUAAUCCUAUGCAUGCCUAUUCAAAAGUAAGCUCCACUGAGCUUAAUGGAAUUUACUACUAAGAAAGCGUGCACAAGUUUGCAGCCUAAGUCUGCAUUUAAAUUCAUCUUGACCAUACCAUGCAGCAAACUGAAAAAAAAAACUGGGAAAAAUGAUUGCAGCAGUUUUCUUAACAUUUCUUAAUUAGAUCCAUGGUUUGUAUAUUACUUUUUAAAAAAACAACAUUGCCCUUCAUAUGGUAUUCUAAAAUAUUACCUUUAUGACUCAUAGUAAUAGGUAAUCUGAAAUUGGAAACAUUCUUAAGGUAGUUUAAGUUGUGUUUAGGUUAGAAUGAGAAAAAACUUUGGGGAUCCAACACCUUAAUGUUAAUUUAAUAAAGCAUUACCACUUGAAUUGCUUAUAUUCUGUAGCAUGGAAAAAUAGCCAGGUUUCACUAGAUGAGUCUGAAAAGCUUUUUUUUUAUUUAUAUACUUGAACAGCCCUGUCAUACUUCAGUAAUGUAAAAAUAGAAAUAAUAUGUUUCUUCACAAUCUGCAAGAAAAAUGACCCAAA